Molecule: messenger RNA, 3312 nt
Organism: Zerene cesonia (dogface butterfly)
Lineage: Eukaryota; Metazoa; Arthropoda; Insecta; Lepidoptera; Pieridae
Gene: mspo
Product: spondin-2
Exons: 8
Coding region: 254-1537 (427 amino acids)
Biological process (GO): cell adhesion
Cellular component (GO): extracellular matrix
Source: RefSeq, a predicted model, not a curated record
GUCCGCGAGCUCGUGGUAUGAGGACGUGGGUAAUGCUCGAAUGUCCGAUCGCAAUUUGGUUUGCCGGGUCUAUUACUGAAAUAUCGUUGAAAACAACAUAACGACCGUUGUUAUAGAGGCUCGUUUAGACUAUGCAAUAAUUACACUUGUGCGUUUAAGGAUAUAGGAGCGAUGCUUUUUAAUAAAUAAUUGCUACGGGGAGGCCUGAACAAUGGCUACCUAGUGCUGAGCCAGUACAUCGAUACUCGAUAAAAUGAUGUGGCUGGUAUUCCUGCUGCCCGCGCUGGUCGCGGCGGCGCCAUCACCUAGUGAUGUCGACACUUGUAAUCCGGAUAAGAUGACGGUGUAUAAAAUGGUAUUGCAUACGUAUUGGACCAGGGAGAAGUUCCCGAAACAUUAUCCGGACUGGCGACCCCCGGCGCAGUGGUCACGUAUCUAUGGUGUAUCCCACAGCCGGUCCUACACCCUAUUCCGACUCGGUCGCAGAGUAUCACUGCCAGUCAAGCAAUUCGCGGAAACUGGCAGAUUGGACUCCCUCGGCUCCAGCCCGGGGACACUGGAUGUGUUCGGGGCACCUGCGAUUGGACAAGGCACUGGGCGCACUGAAGCCGAAUUCUUUGUAGAUGGCAAUCAUUCUAGGGUAUCAGUCAUGGCUAGAAUGAUUCCAUCACCGGAUUGGUUCAUCGGAGUGGACAGUUUUGAUUUGUGCGUUGAUGGCAACUGGCUGGAUAGUAUAACGAUUGAGGUUGAUCCACUCGACGCGGGUACAGACAACGGUUUCACAUUCACAGCACCGAACUGGCCGACGGCUCCACAAGGAGUGGCGUACCGCAUAACCUCGCGUUACCCCUCCCACCCCGCCGGAUCCUUCUUCUACCCGCACUUAAGAAGAUUACCUCCGAUUGCAACGUUUCAGUUUAUUAAACUGCGCGAAUACGAGCUCUCCGAAGUAUUUCACCGUGACAGCGACGACCGAAAAUACGAUGUGCUCCAGUUGGAUAAAUUAAACCAUAAUAGUAUCGAUGUGCUUGACGGCAAUCGAGCUCUUUCUAUUGCUGACGAAGUAGAGAGAGCUGAAGCACCCAGAAUCUACGCAGAAGGUUCAUUAACAACGCCGGAUGGUGCUUAUUCCUAUUAUUCAAUAACGAACAACGCGAGCACAACAGAAGAGCCGAGGUCAGCCAAUGAGCUGCCCACAUCUGGGCCCACGGCUAGCGAGCGGUCCGCGUUGCGCAGCUUGGCCCGGCGGUACAGAGCGAGGCGCCGCCGUAAAAUGCGAGCCGAUAAUACGGACCCAGCUGAGAGGAGAAAGAGAAAAAGGACAAAGCUACUUGAUUGUCGAGUGUCGGACUGGGGGCAGUGGAGCCCUUGUCGAAGUGAAGGCGGCUGUGUCGGCUCUGCGCUACGAACAAGAAGAAUAAUCCGACGACAACGAACCGGCGGAAAUCCUUGUCCGCCUACAGCACAAUCUCGGUGGUGUGCCACCAACUGCACUGCGGCACAACCGCAGGAAGACUGGCGAAAUAACCUCACGUAAUUUCGAUCUAUUCUUAUUUCAAACGAAUUAUUUUUUUAAGCGUUCCUUUUGUAAGUGGCCAGUAGUUUCUUUUCACGCACAUGUUUGUUUCUUUCACAACCUUUUUGCGUUGGCAUCUGUACUGUCCGUCCAAAUAUAUUUCAUUUCGAUUCCAAUCUCUUUAUGAAUUUUCGUUUCAAUGUGAGUUUGUGGUGUGUAAAAAUAUGGUUAAAAUUGCUGUAUAAAAUAAUUUAAUAAGAGAUGACUGUCGAUGUUCGGUAUAGGUAGACUUCAAUUGUUUGCCGCUGUACCUAUAAGAGCUUUUUCUUAUUAUUUUUGUUUGUCAAUUAAUGUUAGUACUAAGAAUAUAAUUAAGUUCAAACAUUAUCAUGAUUAUUGUAUAAGAUAUCCUUGUGUUACCCACCACAGUCUUUCAUAAUUAUUUUUUACAAGAAAUAACUCUAUAUAAAGUUAUAUAAUUGUAUUUUAAUAUAAUUAAUCCUUCUUCGCUUCAGUACAAAAUUAUUAUUAUCACAUACAAAUAAAGAGUUGUUUAACUAUAAUUUGUAACAAUUGUAAAAAUGCACUACAAACUAAACUUUCGACUAUCCAUACCAACAACGCGCUGCAUACUUUUCCAUUAAUACCAUAGACAAUUAGAUAAGUGUUGCUAUAAAUAAAAAAUAUACAACCUCGUUUGCCUUCGUAAUAGUUAGAAAUAGCUAGAAAUCAUAGUAAUAUCAAUAGUCCGCAAGUGGUUAGUCAAUUAGUACUAUAGGACGUUAAUCUCUAAAAUAAAAUACAUAUCGCUUAAUUCAUCAACUUUGUGACAGUAUUUCAAUAAUAAGCAUGUAGACUUGUUUAAUGUGGGAUAUAUGUGAAAGCAAAGUCGCGUGUCAGUUAAAGCAAUUUACAUUAAAAAUAUUUAAUAUUACUGACUCAUAUAUUUCAUAUCUUUAAUAAUAUAAAUCCUAUUUCAAGCUUUAUCGUUUUUAAAACAAAUAUUUAUAUGAAGAUUUAUGUUCAUUAUUAAUUGUGGUAUCUAAUUAUUAUUCGAGUACGGUACUCAAAUAAUACCUAAUAUUGUAUUAUACUUAUAUAUUUAAUAGAAUGUUUGAAGGUAUUAAUACUGAAACUUAACUGGUAUUCCAAAUUUACUACACGCGAGUUUUCUUUCAUUUCAAAUUUCAGACAUCCGUAAAUACUCCAAAGAUGCAGCUUUUAUUUUUAAUACAUUUAAACGUUAAGUAGAUAAGUUUAUAUCUAGCGUAAGUUACAAUCAAAGCCUUCUGUGAGAUAAACUUAGAUUUGAACUCUAUCUAUAACAUAAUUGAGGUUAUAUGCUAAAUAUAAAGUGUUACGUAGAACUUUCUCGACUACUAUGAAUAUCCCUUAUUUUCUUCAUGAUAAAUGAAUAAGAAAUUUGGGAAGAAAUAUAUUUUAUUAUGUACUGAUGAUUUUUUUAUUUAAGCCAAAGAUACUAGGAUAUAAUUUUACCUUUCUACCUAAUUAUCGUAUCAGUUUCUGAUAUUAAAUUUGAAGUUUUAUUUAAUCACUAUAUGGCCUUGAAUGGCCUAUGGAAUGUAAAGCAAUGUUAUUAAAAUUAUUCAUACAGAUUACGAUUAUUGAAAUAUGCUAUUAUCAUUUAAUAUUAAUGCAUUAUAAUUGUAUUAAUUUAGUCAGAGUUAUUGCAGCAGUUAAACGUGGAAACCAUUCUGGAGCCAAAAAUUGUUAAAAUUAGCGUAACAAUUACCGAGUAUGUGUAUUUUUUACAAUGUAAAUUAUUCUGAUUUCGA